GUCGCUUGAUGUUAUGAAUGAACACUACCGCAAUACACUUGUGGCUGUACAAGAUGACGAGCUAUUGGUUUAUUGCUGUUGCUCUUCUAGGCUGUUUGAACAUUGCAAGUGCCGUUGACAAGUAUGGGUUGAGCUACAACUACUUUGACGAAAUGGCACACAACUAUUGUGCUGCUAAGGGUAACGGCUGGGUGAUCGCUUUGAGGCGGGACUGUAGUGGCGUGGCUCCAACAUGCAACGCCAUAUGUGCGUCAGCAAAGACCGACUUUCUUAGCACUAUCGGAAAUCAAGCAACCCAAGUGGCUUGUUUCGAUGCCAUCAGCAUCAAGAAAGAUCACCGAACACUCCUGUCUAACCCAGCCGCCGCGCAGCCUGAUGCCGGAAAGGUCAGCAUGGUUACCUAUGGUUAUGGUUCCGGCGGAUGUUCCUGGACCCCAAAUCACUGUGGACCAAACUAUUGCUGUUGUAAAGCGUUUUAAUUAGACCCUAAGAACAACAGGCAAAGCUGUCGGAGACAAGAAUAUAAUUUUUAAGAUUCGAAAAACAAAACACUUUCGAUUGUGAAUUCAAUUCGAAAGUGUCAAUAUUAAAACAUUGUUUACACUGAUUAGUUCCCAUUUAAAUAAUAAUGAGACAAAUUAAUGAGUUACAGAUCAAGAUGCUUGUAUGAAUAUUGUUAUGAAUUUUGUGUGUUAUUGUAAUGUACUAUUUUGUUAUAUUACAACUCAGAGAUAUUGGUCCUUCUAUAUCUAUAUGACCGGUUUCAGUCUGUAAAAUGCGAUAGAGAAACCUAAGAGUAUAUGGACCGGUCACUAUUUUUUGUAUAUGGACCGUUCGGGGUUACAAAUCACUAAAUUUGCAAUGUGCUGAAGCGUUUUAUAGAACAGGAUUGACACUAUUUCAGCUUUAUCAAGAGUAAUUUUUUUACAAUAAACGACACGCUUACCUCAAUGCCAACGUUAAUCCAAUGUUUACAACAAUAAAGUCGAAACGAUUUCA
Dreissena polymorpha is the source of this 999-nucleotide messenger RNA. RefSeq lists its product as uncharacterized. NCBI's taxonomy places the organism in Eukaryota, Metazoa, Mollusca, Bivalvia, Myida, Dreissenidae. The record is from RefSeq and is a predicted model, not a curated record. The transcript is spliced from 4 exons. Bases 18 to 479 code for a protein of 153 amino acids.